ACAAAUUUAGAGAAUUUUGGUGUCUCAAUACAAUCAUCACUCAGAUAUAAAGGGGGAAAAUGGCGAAGUUGCAUGGAAAAGUAGAAGCUGAAGUCGAACUGAAAUCACCAGCCGACAAAUUCUUCAAGUUUUGGAGGAGCGAAACCCACAAAUUGCCUACCGUCACCUCCAAAAACAUUCAAGGAAUCAAUGUUCAUGAAGGUGACUGGGAUCAGCAUGGAGCUAUCAAGAUUUGGAAGUACACCGUUGAUGGAAAAUCUGAGGAGUUCAAAGAGAAGGUCGAGUUCGACGACAAUGACAUGUCGGUCACCCUCCACGGCAUCGAGGGCCAUGUCUACAACGUGUACAAGGUCUACAAGCCAAUGUGCAAGGUUGUCCCAAAGGAGGAAGGCAGCGUGGCUAAGCUGAGCAUCGAGUACGAGAAGUACAAGGCGAGCGACCCAAACCCCGACAACUACAUGGCCGUGUUCAUCGAGAUGACCAAGGACAUCGAUGCUCAUGUUACAAGCGCAUGAAGGAAAAGAUCAUGGCCUGACUAUGAUCAUAUAUGAAGUUGUGCUAUGUAAUGCUUGAGAUUUCUGUUACUUUCAUGUAUCGUGAUGGUCCAAUAAAUCAAGCUGGUUGAUCAGGUGAUGAGAAGCUGAGCUGGGUAUUUGGGAAUAUGAGA
Molecule: messenger RNA, 667 nt
Organism: Syzygium oleosum
Lineage: Eukaryota; Viridiplantae; Streptophyta; Magnoliopsida; Myrtales; Myrtaceae
Product: MLP-like protein 328
Exons: 2
Coding region: 60-515 (151 amino acids)
Biological process (GO): defense response
Source: RefSeq, a predicted model, not a curated record